AUGCCAACCAAGCAGCCGGCCCCGGCCCCGGCCCCGGCCCCGGCCCAGCCCCAGCCGUUGUUGCAGGCCCAAUUGCAGCAGUCCCGCGAUGAGUCUCUGAACACCCUGUUGGCCAUGGUGAACCAGACGCUCGUCGAAACAGGCCGUUUCUUCCGCGCCUCGGGCUCCACGAUGCGCUCGCGUACGCAGCUCAAGCGCGCCGUCCCCCUCGCCCACGAACAGUUCCAGAGGGCGUUGGACGAUUUGUCGGAGCAGAUUUAUAUCGCUAAAGCAUUCCUCGAGCGGGACUAUGAGGCCAUCUUGCAGCGGAAGGCUCUCCUGAGGGUGAGGAACGGCCUGUCGGGGGGUGAUAACAAUGCUGCUACUGCGCAACCGGCGGACGACGGGGGGGUCAAAGGGCGGCACGAAGGAGUGGUGAAUAAUAAUAAUAAUAAUAACAAUAUCGCGCCAUCGCCGCAAGUCCCAGCUCCUACUGCUACUACGUCAACUACCCAACCGAAGCAGCAGGAGCAACAGUCGUCGUCUGGAGAGGCGCAAAUGCAAACGCAGCAGCAAGAUCAAACUCAAGGUCAGAAGCAAGCGUCCGCGAACGGGUCGAACGAGGGGAGUCAUAUGGCGACGCAGUCGUCGGCAUCUGCGCUCCCUCCUCCUAAUGUUAUUGCUACCACUACUGCUGCAGCCUCCGCCAGCAUCGCUGCUCCUACUAUAGACACGGCUCCCGCCAUCAUGGAUUCAAUGGCCUUCGACUCCCUCUUCCCCCAUCCUUCCACCGAUAACAACGAUACCACCACCACCACCACCACCACCACCACCACCACCACCACGACGAACAACAAAGAUAACCAAGACCUACCCAUCUCCUUCACCAUAGACGACGUCAACAUCAACAACAACGAUCCCUCCUCCUCCACCGCCGCCGCAAACCACGCCUUCCUAGGCCUUGGCAUUGAUAGCACCAACCCCAACCCCAACCCCAACCCCAACCCCGAUAACACUAAUAACACCAACAACAAUCCCAAUACCAUAACCAACACAUACCCCCCAGACCCCAACCCCAUAAACCCCCUCUCCGCCCUCCUGCCAGGCCUGGAAAGCUACGCCAGCGCCGUCUCGGCGGACGAGUUCGGCUUUGACGGGCUGGACGACGCGGAUGGCCACGCGACCCAUGGCCGCGGUUUCGAUAGCGGUGGCUUUCUACGUGAAUAUGGAUAUGACUCUGGAUAUUGA
Messenger RNA from Histoplasma mississippiense, 1227 nucleotides. RefSeq lists its product with no specific name. The transcript has 3 exons. The record is from RefSeq and is a predicted model, not a curated record. The coding region runs from base 1 to 1227 and encodes 408 amino acids. Lineage: Eukaryota; Fungi; Ascomycota; Eurotiomycetes; Onygenales; Ajellomycetaceae.